Molecule: messenger RNA, 2204 nt
Organism: Populus nigra (black poplar)
Lineage: Eukaryota; Viridiplantae; Streptophyta; Magnoliopsida; Malpighiales; Salicaceae
Product: ABC transporter I family member 1
Exons: 2
Coding region: 1206-1895 (229 amino acids)
Biological process (GO): cytochrome complex assembly
Molecular function (GO): ATP hydrolysis activity; ATP binding; transmembrane transporter activity
Source: RefSeq, a predicted model, not a curated record
ACGAUCACUCUCUCUUCCUCCCUCUCUCAGCGCUCGGCACUCUCUCCCUGUUUUCUACUUUCUCUGACUAAAACGAAGAACUGAAGUCGAAAUCAACAAAUCAUCUGCUUGCUCUGAUUUCCUCUCGUGUUGAUUCCUUUUUGUGUCUGGAACUUAACAAUCUUGGUCUCCCUCUCUCUCUCUCUCUCUCCUGGAACUCAAGAACACAGAGCGGUGCUGGCAUUUUCUCUUCUCGACAAUCUACCCAAACUACCAUGCAUUGAAUAUUAUGGAUCGGUGACUGUGAUGUGAAAUCAUCUGUGUUUUUGGAUAAUGGCAAACUUAAAUAUUCAGAUUUUUUUGACUUUUUUUUGUUGAGGAUGUAAAAUGUUAUUGAACAUGUAAACCUUAGGAUGUAAAGUGUAAUUUAUGAAAGUAUGGAGGGAAAGUGAAAUUUAGAGCAAACUAUAAGUGUUUUUUUUGUAAUUAUCCCGAACUUUUACCCAACAUUUUGUAAAUGUUGUAUGUAAAAAGAAAGUGCACGCAAAUAGCAUACAAGGUGUUUGAUCAUUUGCCUCAGUGUAGUUGUUGAUAUUGAUUUGGUUUCUUUAUGGAAGAAGUCAAGUGAUUUUUGUUCUUUUUUCAUUUGGAUAUGUUGAUUAAAUUUUGAAUCUUAGUUUUGGGUUGUUAAUGUUUUAGUGAUACAAUAGUUCUUGUGAAUACUGGCCAGUUUUUAUGUUGGUUCCAUGAUGGGAUGCGAUGAUAAAAGAUUUCAUACGAUUGGAAGUGGUCUUUACAUUAUUUUUAAAAAAACUAUUUGGGAUGGUUUUUGGUGAUAAUUUGGGUUUUAUUUGUACUGGAUGAUGCUGUCGUCUUCAGGUGUCAUUAAUGACUGUGUGUUAAGGCCAAACUCAACUUGCAUAAUUUCGUGCUUCUUAGAUGACCUAAAUGAAAACUUCUUGUUAACAUAUGCAGUUGUGUGCUUCUGUGGCUUUGGUUAAUCCUUAAUUAUAUUUUCCUUUUGGUUGUUGACUUCUUUCUCUAUCCAUCUUGAUGUUAUCCUGCACUUUAAUGAUAAAUGGGAUAAUUUUUCAAAAUUUCUUUUUUGUUAACUUCUUGUUGAGCACUGGUUGGCUAGAUUCUAAAGUUUCUUUUGGAUUUCAAACAGGUGAAAGUUUGUGUGCAAAAUCCUGAACGACAGCACACUUUCAAUUUUUUAAGCCUCAAUGUCGCUUCGGAAAGCACCCCUCCCUCGGAUCCUUCUCGACAAUGUAUCGUGCAUGAGAAAUGCCCAGCAAAUCUUGCGGCAUGUAAAUGUCUCUGUUCAUGAUGGUGGGGCGCUUGUACUGACAGGCAGCAACGGUUCGGGCAAGAGCACCUUUUUGCGAAUGUUAGCUGGUUUUUCUAAGCCUUCUGCGGGUCAGAUACUUUGGAAUGGUCAUGAUGUGACUGAAUCUGGAGUGUUCCAUCAGUACAAGCUUCAGCUCAACUGGCUCUCCCUGAAAGAUGCCAUCAAGGAAAAGUUUACUGUACUCGACAAUGUUCAGUGGUUUGAGCUUCUUGAAGGCAAGCAAGGGAAUUCUCUGCCUGCUCUUGAGUUGAUGGGGCUUGGAAGAUUAGCAAAGGAUAAGGCAAGAAUGUUGUCCAUGGGUCAGCGAAAAAGGCUGCAGCUUGCAAGGUUACUGGCGAUUGACAGGCCAAUUUGGUUGUUGGAUGAGCCGUCUGUUGCAUUAGAUGAUGAUGGGGUGAGGUUGCUUGAGUACAUUAUCGCAGAGCAUAGAAAGAAGGGAGGGAUUGUGUUUGUUGCGACUCAUCUACCAAUUAACAUUGAGGAUGCCAUGUACUUGAGGCUGCCACCAAGGUUCCCCAGAAGGAUGACCUUGGUAGAUAUGCUCGAUCGUGCAGAAAUCUCAUAAAACAGGAGAUGUAUAUUUCUGCUCUGCUGCGCAUUGAUUUUUUUCAUUCCAUCCGAACUAGUUGUCUUCAUUUGACUAGUUGAGCUUCUGGUGAGUUAUUCCAAAAUAGUACAUGCCAGUUGAUGCAAGGCAGAUGAGUGAAGUCUUCCGUCUUUUCUAAUUGCCUGAAAUUAGUGUUGUGAUUCUUACUUAGAUUUCAUCAGUGACACAAGGAGCAUAUAUUUUUCUUUUAUUUUCCCUUUGUAAUUUCGGAUCCUUGAGGAGAAAUGAGGAAUGAGAAGUCACACAGCUAGUUUUUUUCCAAAAUAA